AUGGCUCAGGCUUCCGUUGGGCUUGACUCGGCCACAUGUCAUGCCAGUAUGGACGCUACAUCGCCACAUCACGGGAAGCGCAGAAAUGUGAAUUAUUUAGGAGACAGGAGCAGGGAAACAAGGCCUAAGGCCAACGGCGCUCUACGAACCUCGGUUUCGCCGCAGAAGGACGUCGGUGCUCAGUCGCUGCUGUCCGAGGUGCUGGCGGGCCCCUUGGACGGCGACAAGAUCCUUCUCUUCCUCGACUCCGGGGCCUCGCAGGUCAUUGACGUCGACCUCUUGUUGCGAGAGAUCAGACUGACCACCUCCGUCAUUCUUGUGGAUCUCGAGGAGCCGGAGGCGUUCCUACGGAAGGCCCCCAACCGGCUCAUCCGCGGGAGCUUCGUGACGGUGGUGCUCGCCUUCACAAGGAGCCCCGCGCCCCUGCUGGACAGCCUCGGCUUUGACUGGAACCCUGACUUCCUGCUGUUCCUCAGCCUCAACGGGAGUCUCGACACGGCACCAAUGCUCGAGGACGAGCGGGUACAGAGGUCGAAGUACAUGACCCUCAUCGAGUACGGCAGGAGGGCUUCCUCGACGUUCCACGUCUUCACCAGCAGACCCUUCAGGCCGACGAGGACGGGCUACGCAAUCAAGUCCCCAAUCGGAGCGUGGAACAAGCUGCUCUUCGCGACCAAGUCCAAGCUGUUCCCUGAGAGAUUCGCGACGCUGGACGGCGCCGUGCUGCAGCUGGGGUCCUGGUGCGACGACUUCCCCUUCCUGUACUCCGAAGGGGACGGCUGCGUCGGGAGCACGCUCGAGCUCCUGGACGUGAUCGCGGCGCAGCUCAACUUUUCGUACGUGGUGCAGAUGGAGCCGGAAGACCAGAACUGGGGCUCCAAGGAGAACGGCACCUGGACGGGCAUGCUCGGCGACCUCGUGUACAACGGGAAGGACCUCGUCGUGAACUCCCUGCUCCUGACGGAACAGCCCUUCGCCGAAUUCGACUCGACUUACCCGUACCACAUGGAGAGCUACGCCUUCAUCCUCGAAAUCCCUCCCCCGGUGCCGCAGUGGCGGGGCCUCCUCUACCCCUUCACCAAACUGAUGUGGGGCGCCAUCAUUGGCACGACUCUGGCGGUGAUCGUCCUGCUGCAGCUGUGCCUCGCGGUGGCCCCCGACACGCAGGACGCCUCGCAGGUCUUCCUCUUGGUCAGUAGUGGAUCAGUGUGGGCGGGCGUCGUGAGGCAGUCGGUGAAGCACAGCCUCGGCACCUCCUGGACACGCCUCUGGGCCGGCUUCUGGUGGCUGGCGACGCUCAUCAUCACCACGGGAUACACGUCCAACCUGGUCGCCUUCCUCACCGUGCCCGUCUACCCGAAGCGGAUCGAGACGGUGGACCAGCUGGCCGCGUCGAAACUCAGGAUCUGCAUGCAGGACUACGGCAGCUUCCUUCCCGACGCCCUCAGAGUCUCCGCCGACCCCGCCCUCAGGCACCUGGGGGAGUCCCUCGACCUCUUCCCCUACGUGUACCUGUCCUUCGAGCAGGGGUUCGAGUGGGUCGCCGAGGGAACCCACGCCCUCGUCGAGACCUAUUCUUAUCUCUCUUAUCAGCAGAGCCUCCACAACCACACCGGCCACACGUAUAUCAUGAAGGAAAAUAUGAUCCCCGGCUACUACGUCUGGUACAUGAAAAGAAACUGUCCUUAUUCCUCCGUUAUUUCGAGAAGUCUCACGAGGCUUUUGGAAACUGGCUUCGUUCAGCGCUUCUACCUGAAACACAUGAAGUCCGACAUGCGCAGCGACGGAGCCAGGAGGAGCCAGCAGAAAUCAGCUGGCAGCCCCAUCCAAAUCGGCCAGCUGUGGGGCGCCUUCAUGGUCUGGGCGAUUGGCUUGGCUUGCGCCCUCCUCGCCCGGGUGUUGGAGACGGCAGUUUCCGUUGGCAAGAGGCGGUCGAGUUAUAGUGUUGAGGGCGUGGAGGAAGCUGGUGGGCUUAUCUCUCGCCUCUCAAUUGCAGGCUUAUCUCUCGCCUCUCAAUUGCAGGCUUAUCUCUCCCCUCUCAAUUGCAGGCUUAUCUCUCGCCUCUCAAUUGCAGGCUUAUCUCUCGCCUCUCAAUUGCAGGCUUAUCUCUCGCCUCUCAAUUGCUUACUCUCCGCCUCUCUCAAUUGCAGGCUUAUCUCCCUCUCAAUUGCAGGCUUAUCUCUCGCCUCUGCAGGCUCUCUCGCCUCUCAAUUGCAGGCUUAUCUCUCGCCUCUCAAUUGCAGGCUUAUCUCUCGCCUCUCAAUUGCUUAG
Molecule: messenger RNA, 2271 nt
Organism: Penaeus vannamei (Pacific white shrimp)
Lineage: Eukaryota; Metazoa; Arthropoda; Malacostraca; Decapoda; Penaeidae
Source: RefSeq, a predicted model, not a curated record